AAUGCCAAUGCUAAGUUAUGCAACACUGCAACCAGAUUACAAAAAAACUCUAAGUCUCAUACCUUUUGGAGUUUGUCGCAAAUUUUCUGUUAGUACGGAUGCCAUCUUAUUCUUCGAUUGAUCAGGCAGUGUGCAAAAAAUAUGGCCGACUUCCGUUUUCCGGUUUCUAGAAUCAGCAGAAAGAAUAUAAGCAUAUCUCAGAAAGUAUACAGGUAUGAUAUCUGGAAUUUUCCUGAGCGUAUCUAUGUACAUAACUUGGAAACACCAUCUUUAGAUCUCUGCUAUUUAGAGAAGCAGAAUCAACGACAACGAUUUCUUCGAAACUACAUGGAAAAACAGACUUUUCAUAUUCCCAGCUUUGGUGAUGAUGAAUUUGACUUUCAAUCGACAUUUCCACAGCAUGAUGACUCCCAGCAUUCAACAUUUACACAACAGCCUGAUGACUCCCAGCAUUCCUCUGAUACACACAAUCAGCACCCAGCAGUAACCAGGACAUCUAAUCACCAGAAUAUCUUUACAACAUUUACCAGGAACUCUGGGAUUGGAAACGAUCUCAACAACAGACUAGUUGACAAUUCUACCAGUUUAAACAACGGACUAAUUAAUAAUUCUAAUAGUUUAAACAACAAUAGACUUUCCCAUCCCCCACCUAGUGAUAGUUUUAGACACAGCCAACAGGUAGCGCCAUCUGUUCCAAGAUUGUCUCAUCCACCUGUCAGCCAAUCAGAUUACUCACUAAAUUCAGCCCUAAACUCUCUUGAUAAUCUAAAUCCUCUGUUUCCUCCACAAAACAUUAACAUCCCUGAUAUAAGCGUCUCGAAUAGUGUUGACCAAUUGCAUAGUGGGAACAGCCUCCAUACGUCCUUUAACCAGGAGUUUAUUGACAGAGACAUCUAUAACGCAUAUUCUAGUGUGACAUCACAAGGCAGAUCACCAUACCCAACACACAAUCCUAGCAGGGUUCAACAUUCUAAUCACCCUCUAGGUCUGCAGCAUCACCCAUUGAAUCGACCAAUCAUGGAGCAGGAGGGAUCCCCGAUGAACUCAAGCCUGACGCCAUCUCCUCUCGGCAGCAAUAGCGACAGUGAUGACAUGCCCCUUGCCCAGCUGGCAGGAGCUAAGCGUGGGGCUCCAAAGGGUGGCAAGAAGGGGAGCAAGGCAGCCAAGAAGCGCAAGAAGAAGGAUCCCAAUGAGCCUCAAAAGCCUGUGAGUGCUUAUGCAUUAUUCUUUCGAGACACCCAGGCUGCCAUAAAAGGCAGUAAUCCUAAUGCCAACUUUGGUGAAAUAUCAAAGAUUGUAGCGUCCAUGUGGGACAGCCUCGACCCAGAGCAGAAAGGGGCUUAUAAAAAGAGAACAGAGGUUGCAAAGAAAGAUUACCUGAAACAGCUUGCGGCGUAUAGAGCAAGUCUAGUCUCAAAGCAGGGCGUAAUUGAGGAACACCCUGCGGAAACAAACUCCCCGGUGAAACCUGUCCCCAUGGUCUCAAUCCUGCCAUCCCCUGUCAAGAUGGAUACCAUGAGCAACCCCACCCAAACCAUGACACACCCGAUACAAAAAGGAAUGGCCAUGGAGAGGGAGCCUAUAUUAAUGUCCAUGCCACAACCUGAUUCUUAUCAGAAUAAUACUGAUGUCUCCCAGGGGGCAUAUCAAGCUCAAGCUCCUCCCACUCAACAACUGACCCAGAUUGCCCCUAAGCCCCUCCCACAAUUGACUGACGUAUCACAUAUGCAGGAUACAGAGCUUCAGGACCAGCUUGCUCAGUUAGACAACUUCUCUCUCCAGCAUUGUAUGAGGAAUGGUUGUGGCAACCAAGCUGUAGAACAAAUAGGAUGGGAUCAGGAAUACUGUAGCAAUGACUGUGUCGUAUCACACUGUAGGGACGUGUUCACAGCCUGGAUAUCUGCAAGAGGGACAUCAUAUGCUUCCGUCAAAUAACCACAGCUCUAACGCCACCUAGUGGUGAAACAAAAGAAAGACACUUGCUACAUAUUUUACAGAAUAUUGCAAUUAAAUUAUUUUUAUAAUAAUAUGGGUUGACGGUUAUUUUGAAGAAGUGAACAACUGGAUAUUUUUUAAGUUACAGCUAGAGGCCAGUUGUGAAGUAUAAAUAAAGUAUUAUUAAUUUGUGCUUUGAGCUAUUUAUCUGUGAGCAGGCUUGCACACAAGCAAGAUUGGGCAUACAUAUCUGUAUAUAAACUCCAUAGGCACUAAAGCUAAAGCCUAAAAAUGCCAAUACUGUUUUAACUUGUAUGCAACACUAAGCAAUGUGUUGCAGGUUUGAGUAGUCUAGUGCACAGGCUCAUUGUUCCAUGAUCAUUUAAUUCUAUUAUUUCAUAUUACUUCAAUUAACAGUCUCUUUAGCUUGAUUGCAGUUUCAAAUUCAUGAACCUAUACAGUACAGUAUGGCACAUUACAGUGCAGAUCAGGGCAGUAGUUUGAUAUGGCUUCAAGCUUUUACUUGUCCAUUUGUUUUUUACACAGAACAAUGAUACUGUACAAGCUUUCCUGUUUCUGUGCACUAGACUGUCAGCCUACUAAGUUUACUAUUCCCUUUGUCUCUUUAUAUAGAGAGAGACAGUGAUCUAAUGGUUGUGUAUUUCCAGUUGAAUGACCGGUGUGAACUGGAGACAU
Owenia fusiformis is the source of this 2631-nucleotide messenger RNA. The record is from the annotation of a GenBank genome assembly. Lineage: Eukaryota; Metazoa; Annelida; Polychaeta; Sabellida; Oweniidae.